This is a messenger RNA of Helicoverpa zea (corn earworm), 2321 nucleotides long. RefSeq names its product sucrose-6-phosphate hydrolase-like. The transcript has a single exon. Gene Ontology annotation, biological process: carbohydrate metabolic process. The coding region runs from base 548 to 2098 and encodes 516 amino acids. The record is from RefSeq and is a predicted model, not a curated record. Gene Ontology annotation, molecular function: beta-fructofuranosidase activity. Gene Ontology annotation, cellular component: cytoplasm. NCBI's taxonomy places the organism in Eukaryota, Metazoa, Arthropoda, Insecta, Lepidoptera, Noctuidae.
UUUUUUAUUUGUAUAAAAGGGAAGUGUUUGGGAAGUGACAGCAUUCCGAAUAGAUAAAUCUGACGUAAGCACAUCUUCAGUUAUUUACUUAAGGGUCGGAUAUAGUUGCCUUCUUGGUGCAGAAAUAAAUUAUUUAGGUAUUUCUUUAUUUGAUGGUGUGGCUAACUUUAUUUUUAUCAGGCCAAUAAAUCGUUUAUGUUUUUUUGAAAGUAAAUUAGCUGUGUGUGAUUCGUCCAUUUCUGUAAGAGUCGUCUUUUUAAGUCAAAAAUAGAUAUGGUUCCGCAUUUCCUUUAGUAAUGAAGCAAGAAGAUGGAUACUUAAGAAAAAUAAGAUUAUAGUAUAUUUUUAGCACAAUGAUGAGGCAGUUUUAUUGUAUCAACACAGACACUAUUGAAGAUAGUCAAACAUUAAUACAUCUGUAUUUGUAAAGUUACACGCUACAUAAUUGCAUACAAAUAUUGGAAUUCAUCCUCAAUUUUUCCUACAGACAAUUAAGAUGAGCCAAUGCAAAUAAUAUUAAAAUAAAUAAUCAUUUGUCAUCCUGAAAAUGCAUCACAACUGUAUCAACACCACAUUGCCAUUUUCGUAUAUAAAUGGUCAUUGCGGCUACGAACAUUAUCUACUUCUGCCGAAGAGCUCACAGAUACAGUGUAUUCAGAAAAUGUUGUCCAUUGCAACAAAGUUUAUAUUAACAGCUCUGUUCUUUAACAGAUGCUGGGCCAGCGAUGUCAAUCCUCGCUACGUACCGCAUUACCACGUCUAUCCGCCUUCUGGCUGGAUGAACGAUCCUAAUGGCUUCUGCAUAUUCGAAGAUGAAUAUCACUUGUUCUAUCAAUACAACCCUUACUCCAGCCAAGAACCUGGAGUAGCUCAUUGGGGACAUGUGAAGAGUCCUGACCUAAUCAAUUGGGAACAUCUUCCUACCGCAAUGACCCCAGAUCAACCGUACGACAUCAAUGGAGUAUUCUCAGGAAGUGCCAUCGUUGAAAAUGGAACAAUGUAUCUUCUCUAUACUGGUAACGUUAAUAAUCCAACCAACAAACAAGUGCAAGCUCUAGCUGAAAGCCAGGAUGGAAUAUCAGUGGUUAAAUAUCCUGGAAAUCCUGUAAUCGAAGGAGCAGAGUUUCAGCCAAACAUAAGAGACCCGAAAGUCUGGAAGCACGGAGAUCUUUUCUACAUGGUGCUGGGCAACUCUUUCGAUGAUAACACUCGCGGUCGAGUACUGCUAUAUUCAUCGCCGGAUUUAAUAUCCUGGACACUGGAGUCAGUUUUAGAUGAGUCUGAUGGCUCUGUUGGUCAUGUUUGGGAGUGCCCUGAUUUCUUCGAGUUGGAUGGAAAAUACGUACUACUAUUUUCUCCACAAGGUAUGCAAGCCAUUGGUGAUAAAUACAAAAACUUUUUCCAGACUGGAUACGUAGUGGGCAACUUUGAUUAUGAAACGAAAUUGUUUACACCUAUAACCGAAUUUAGAGAAUUAGACCACGGACAUGAUUUUUACGCUACCCAAACCAUUUUGGACGGUUCAGGACGUAGGGUUUUUGUUGCUUGGUUUGACAUGUGGGAGUCGGUACACCCUGAGCGCAAUGACGGUUGGAGUGGUCAAAUUACUAUUCCUAGAGAGCUUGAACUCACAGAAGGUUUAAGAAUCCUACAAAAACCUGUUAAAGAGCUUGAUGCUGCACGUGGUCCAAAAUUACGAUCUGGAAAGGCUAAAGCCGGUUACACCCUGGGAUUAGAAGCCGCGGCUGCUGACAUACGAGUAACGGCGCCAAGACUGCAAGAUUUUGAGCUACUUUUGGAAUCUGAUGAUUCUACUCUUUCAAUCAAAUAUGACUACAAGAGAGGUACAGUCACACUGGAUCGUGGAGGUGACGAUGGUGUUCGCAGAACAAAGUGGAGGCCUGAAGGUAACCUUGUCUGGCAGGUCUUGGUAGAUUCGAGCUCCGUUGAACUGUUCUGUGGAAAAGGUGAAGUCACUUUCUCCAGUAGAUUCUUCCCUAGCGGUGGAUUGAAAAUCAGGUUAGGUGAUGGUUCUAAUGCUGAUGAUCUCAUAGUUUACAAAAUGCUUCGUACGAUUAAAGCACCCGGUGACAACUGAAUUGUAACAAACCCGAAAUCCCAAUUUUAAUGACUAUUGUGAUUUUGGUCAAUUUUGCAAAAUUAUAUAGAAACCUAAGAUUGUCAUCAUUACAUGUCUAUUAUGUAUUUAUCACUGUGUUAAAGAUUCGCUUUUAUAGAUUUUUCUUAUUAUUUUCUGUAUAGUUUGUAUUGCCACGUCUUAUUGCUGUAUCACAACUGUCAUUAAAAAAACAAAACGUUUA